Messenger RNA from Aspergillus costaricaensis CBS 115574, 405 nucleotides. RefSeq lists its product as uncharacterized. The record is from RefSeq and is a predicted model, not a curated record. The transcript has 3 exons. Bases 1 to 405 code for a protein of 134 amino acids. NCBI's taxonomy places the organism in Eukaryota, Fungi, Ascomycota, Eurotiomycetes, Eurotiales, Aspergillaceae.
AUGCAUAUUUCUCACAGGCCUGCUGAGGAAUACCUCCUCUGCUCAAUCAAGCAGCAAAAAAGCUUUGAUUCAUUGGAGCUACAAGGUGUCUUCGAUUAUCUACAAGCUGUAAAGCUGGAAUCGGUAGCAGAGAGACUACUAUCUCUUAUCGAGGUUGUCCACUCCAAUACGUCCGUGACAAAGUAUUCACUGGAUGGUGAAACAAGGAAGUCGCUUCCUGAUUGGGGUGACAUGUUUCUGUCAGAAAUCGUCUAUCGCGGUGUUUGCUCUACGGCUAUGAUAUAUGAUGAUUAUCCACGGAUAGAUUAUCUUUGUUAUGUUAAUGAACACAUUAUUGCCGGUGCGCACUGGUCCAAAAAGGAAGACGAAGCCGGAGUGUUAUAUUUCUAUCUCACCAAGUGUUAA